Molecule: messenger RNA, 1050 nt
Organism: Triticum turgidum subsp. durum (durum wheat)
Lineage: Eukaryota; Viridiplantae; Streptophyta; Magnoliopsida; Poales; Poaceae
Source: the annotation of a GenBank genome assembly
AUGCACACAUCGUGUAUACAUUUACUUAGUAAGUACGUGUGUGCUAUAAUUCCGCGCUUACAGUUACCGUUCAUGUGUUCAUCACGUGCAGGAGUCCAAGGAAUUGGAGUCAACUAUGGCAUGAUGGGCAGCAACCUCCCGUCCCCGGACAAGGUGGUGGCGCUGUACAAAGCCAACAACAUCACCGACGUCCGCAUCUUCCACCCGGACACCAACGUCCUCGAGGCCCUCCGCGGCUCAGGCCUCGGCGUCGUCCUCGGCACGCUCAACAGCGACCUCGCCCCGCUCGCCUCCGACGCCUCGUACGCCGCGUCAUGGGUGCAGUCCUACGUCCAGCCCUUCGCCGGCGCCGUGAGCUUCCGCUACAUCAACGCCGGCAACGAGGUCAUCCCGGGGGAGUCCGCCGCUCUGGUGCUCCCCGCCAUGCAGAACCUCGAGGCCGCGCUCCGGGCCGCGGGCCUCAGCGUGCCGGUCACAACGGCCAUGGCCACGUCGGUACUCGGGACCUCGUACCCGCCGUCGCAAGGCGCGUUCUCAGAGGCGGCGCUGCCGACGGUCGGGCCGAUCGUCUCCUUCCUGGCGUCGAGGGGCACGCCGCUGCUCGUGAACGUGUACCCGUACUUCGCCUACUCGGCGGAGCCGUCCUCGGUGCCGCUCGACUACGCGCUCCUGUCGUCGUCGGCCGCGGUGUCGGUGACCGACAACGGGGUGGAGUACGCCAACAUGUUCGACGCCAUCCUGGACGCGGUGUACGCGGCCGUGGAGAAAGCCGGGGGCGGGGAGAGCCUGGAGCUGGUGGUGUCGGAGACCGGGUGGCCGUCAGGCGGCGGCGGGUACGGCGCCAGCGUGGAGAACGCGGCGGCGUACAUCAACAACCUGGUCCGGCACGUGGGGCGCGGCACGCCGCGGCGGCCCGGAAAGGCCGUGGAGACGUAUAUCUUCGCCAUGUUCAACGAGAACCAGAAGCCGGAGGGGGUGGAGCAGUACUUCGGGAUGUUCCAGCCGGACAUGAGCCAGGUCUACCCCGUCGACUUCUCGGCGUCGUCGUAG